Sphaeramia orbicularis (orbiculate cardinalfish) is the source of this 1243-nucleotide messenger RNA. RefSeq lists its product as uncharacterized. Lineage: Eukaryota; Metazoa; Chordata; Actinopteri; Kurtiformes; Apogonidae. The record is from RefSeq and is a predicted model, not a curated record. Bases 117 to 1133 code for a protein of 338 amino acids. The transcript has 9 exons.
AACAAACGCAGCCGCUGCUGACUGUGGACUGUGGUUAAAUGUGAAACUGAAGUAGUGUGAUCAGUGUCGGGAGGCAGACAUGGAAGGGACCACCCUGUAGUCUGGACCACAGGGACAUGGAGGAGAUAAGUCCUCUGCUGGGUGUCCGUCCACAGGAGGACCCAGAGCUCCUGUCCCCAAACCUGAGGCCCAGACACCAGAACCUGGUCCCCACACCAUGUGGACCGAGGAAGAGAUGGUCGGAGCUGUCCUGCCCUCUCAGACUCUACUACUCUUUCACCAUCCUGUCUCUGCUGGUGCUGGUUGGGAUCACCCUGUCCAGUAUCGUCAAGCAACGCAUGAGCAGAGACGUCUCCGAUGAGGACAACUUCACCGUGUCUCUCAUUCUGCUUGUCGGAAACUUGUUCUGUAUCUACUACAUCAGUCGUGGAGUUCUGCAGGAGAACAGACAGGAGUUGAUGGCCUUCAUUCUCUGCAUCGCCGUCAUCAUGGUUCGGUCACUGGUCAACUUCAUUGUGCAGGGGUCAAAGGGCAAACAGGAGCUGGAGCCUCGUUUCGUGUACAUCAUGGUUCUGGGUGUCUUCCACAUCAUCGUCUGCACCAUGUGCCUCAUUUGGAGACCCAACAUGAUGGCGUUCCGUGUGGGCGGGGCAUUGGAGAGUCUCCAGGACCAGUACUUCUUACUCAACCUCUGCUUCUCCAUGGUGACCUUUGACCUGCAGGCCCAGCUGUGUCUGUGCAUCCUGAUCACAACAACAGAAUCCAACAUGUCCGCCACCAACGCCAUCAUCCUGGGCGUCGGGGUGUUCUGGGCCGUGGUGGUCGCUGCCGUCGGCGCUGUGGCGGUUUUAAAGGAGGCCAGGGUCUUGGUGUGGACCUUCAUGGUGCUGAACCUUCCCCAGGUCGCCUUCUUUAUCUAUGUGAUGUACGAGAUCAUUAAACAGUGGUACUCAGACUCCGUCUACAUCAUGGAAGCUGCUGCUGUCACCGGGGCGUUGGUUUCUCUGCUGAUUAAAGGGGUUCUGCUGUGUGUUCUGGUCCGACUGGUGCAGCGCUUCGGCCAAGGCCUCAGGGAGAGGAUGUUCGAGGCGUCGAAGGCAGUGGCAGAACCUGAGGACGAAGGACGGCGCUGACACGUGGAUCCAUGAGUCCAGUGUGCUCCAUCCCAGGUCUGGUCUUUAAUGCUGAGCUGAUGAUGUGGUGGAACCCCCCCCCCACCACCACCACCACCCCCACUACCACC